ACAAUCACCGGUAGCCACUUCAGACACUCGAGUCAUGUGACUUGCCGUUUCGGGGAUACGACUGUUCCUGGGAUCUACCUUUCAUCGAACAAGAUAGAAUGCUGGACGCCACCCAUGGAGAACGCAGGGGCAGCAGUCCAAGUACAGGUGAGUAACGACAACGCCAGCUUCUCCGCUGAGUUCCUGACGUUCACCUACGACAGAAGAAUGGUGAUUGCAUCAGUAACCCCGCCGACAGGGGCGACUAGUGGUGGGACGGAGGUGCUUAUCACGGGUGGACAUUUCCUGGAUUCGACAAAGAAAGGAUGCAAGUUCGGCGCGAUUAUGGUUCCCGCGAAGUUUGUCACGGACCAGGCGGUGACGGUUUAUGUGGCGAACAAUGGCGUUGACUUCUCUCCGACAGCCGAGAAAUACUUGUACGUGAACGAGUCUUCGCUAGAAGAUGUGCAACCGACUCAAGUGCUCGAGACGGGUCAGGUCCCAGUAAUGGUGAGAGGGUCAAACUUUUUGAACACGAGCACCCUCGUCUGUAGGUUUGGAGACGUUGCAGUGAAGGCAUCGUUCCUUAGCCCAUGGCUCGUGACUUGCGUGGCACCUUCCCACUCGGCACAACCACGCUUGCAACGAACGCUUGGAUUCUUCCCGGUGGAAGUGUCCGUCAAUGGGCUAGACUACACAGAUAGCGGGAAGAUGAUCGAAUACGUUCAGGCGAGCCCAGAGGGCCAAUUUGUGCAAGACUGGGUGCCCACGUUAUCUCCCAACGGCACGUACUGCGCUGGGGUGGGCAACACGAAUUUUUCAUUAUGCGAACCCGGGAGCUUCCAACCCUUGUCAGGCACAGGGCGGUGCUUGCCGUGUCCCGUCGGGUUCAUGUGCCCAGACCGUUGGACCCAGUUCGCUCACAAAUGCCCUGCUGGGUUGUUCUGUUCAGCCGGCACGGAGCCAGAUGAUCAGUACGAGAGCGUGUGCGACGCGGGGUAUUACUGUAUCCGCGGAACGCCUAGCUAUUUAGCAACGCAGGUGGAUGUCUGCGACAAAGUUGAGGUCAGCUCCAGGGAUCCAUCCCUGGAUUCUUCAUACUACAGCAGUUUCGUGUACACUCUGAUGGAUGGAUCUGGAGAAGAAAUAGCCUUCGACAGUACGCCGGCCAAGGAUCCCACCGGAGAAGUACAGGUUUUAGAGAAGAUAAUGCCAAUUAACGAAUCCGGCUCGGACCCCUUCUGGACGAACGACACCAUCGAGGUCUUUCGAGUUUGCCCAGAGUACGGCACCCAAAGCGCAAGCGAGACUGCAACUGUCAUCGGUCGAAACUUUCGAGAUAGCGACGUCCUGAUGUGCCGGUUCAUGCCGUGCACAAGUUCCACUGCUGGGCCCCGAAAGUGUGAGAACCUUCCGUCAAGUGAAGUUUCUGGAGACCAGAGGUCUAUUGAGGUGGCAGCCACUUACAUCAGCAAGACAAGAGUGGAAUGUCCUAUCCCGGAAUAUUCUUUCCCGUCCAACGAUUCUUUCCUUCUUCUCGACGGCGUGUGCGAGACGGACGAUGCUGGAGUUGUAGCCUACGUGCAGAGCUGCGAAACAAGCGCCAUUUCCGAUGGAUCUUGUGAAGACGACGCAGGGGCCGGCUACCGUUUCGUUUAUGAUACACUGGUGUCUUGCACCGGUGAUGAAACGGAACGCGGGACAUGCGACAACACCCCAGUAUCAGGAAGGAUGUGGAACCCUUGCUACACGGCCGAGGUACGAUGGGAAAUGCGUUUCGGGGGCGUUGUGGACUUAGCACUGGUGUACGACGAACACUACAAGUUGGCCAUAUACGUGACGCCUAGCAGAUGCGAUGACGAGGUCUGCAAUUCUGCCCGGAUUCGCCUCCCGGCAGCAGAGAAGUUACCCUGUCGCCAACCACUGGAUAUGCCCGUAGGGUUUCUGGACUCCAGCAUUCCAAAAAAUCAGACUCUCAACUUCACCAUUUUUGCUUUGGAGGAUGUCUUGCUUAAGACGGAGGUCCAUAUAAUGCACGGCCUGUUUAUGCCAUCGGCAGCUUUCUUCAGAAACACCACAACCCUGAAGAAGAUGGCCCCCAGUCGAGCGAAGACUCGGCUGGGAACUGUUCCAGAGAGCCGUGCGUUGAACCCGUUCGUAUCCUUUGAGGAGCGCAAGGUGGUGAACGAAUAUUUCUUCGCGGCCGUCUACUAUGAGAGCCUCAUGAAUACGAUUUCAGCGCCUCUCAACAUGCCACCUCGAUAUGCGGAGUUCUCGAAGGGCCGCGUUAUGGUGGGUUUCAACACAUCAAAUCAAAACAUGGAUACUCCAUGGCUGAGAGACGACCUGGAAAACGUCGCGAUAGCCAGCGAUUACUGGGACAACCCUGCAGCAUCUGACGAGCUUGGGAAGGAGUUGAAGGAUACUUUCCACGAGGUGUUCGACGAAUAUACUGUGAACGAAGACGGCACUCCAGCUUACGCCUUCUCGCAGUUGAUGCUACCAUACUUGCCCUACUUCUCCAACUGCCGUGGUUUCGACUCGCACAUUCCUGUGUACGCACUGUUGGAGAGUAGCCAGUGCGCCCUGCCGGACGACCACGACUCAGAUUGGUGGCGGUAUGCGCAUCCUGUGUUUCCACAUGAAGACGAUGUUGUUCACGUCGGGCCGUGGGACGUUGGAAACAAGCCAAUAGCAGAUUGGUGCACCUACUCCAUCGAAUGCCAGUACGAGGAGGAGCUCGAGAGCGUCGACAUUACUCCGCGGUGGUUUGAAGCUGCGACAGGAGACAAUAUUUUCUACCUCAUUCGUGAAUCAAUCACAUGGCAGGACUUCACGGGGCGAGCUGAGACGCGUGUUGGAUAUGAAGAUGCGGGCACUGGGGCUAAGAUAUCGUCGCUAGCUGGUGAAGAGGGAUCCGACGUCUUCGUGCCCAUCUCGGUUGAUCGCAAAGCGGCAAACACGUUCAGUGGUGGAUGCACAGAUCUUUGCUAUCCCAGGACGAUGACGUUGACCAUCGCCUACUACCAGUUAAAUACUAGCACGAAGCGUAUCAUUGACGCGAAACUGAAGUUUGAUGACUUCGACAAGGACCCGUCUCAAGUUGGUUAUACACUCAACGUGGUGUACUAUCCGCUGGACUACUGGGAAUUGAUAAUCAAGUUCGCUUUUGAGAACACCGUCUUCAUUGCGCUCUUCGUGGUGAUUGGCUGCACGUCGGUGCUGGUGGCAGCCCUUUACUGGCUGACUGUCCGACUCACUACACAGCUUGUAAAUCCAUCGCGGCUUCACUUCUGGAGCAUGUUCAGCCUGAUUGCCCCCCCGGCUUUCUCGGGCACGCUGCUUGGGCUGGUUCCCAUCGUGAUCAUGACCCUGGCGGUGUACGUUCUCCUCUACGGCCCUCCGUACAUCGAUACAACCGACUGGGUUCUCGACAGCUACAAACUUCACUACAUGGAAACGGCCGUGGAUCCCGACAACUACACUAAGGCCAGAUAUGGCCGGCUGGGAGUGUGCUUCGUCACAGUAAGCGCUGUAUGCAUUUGGCAAGGAGCGCGGAUAUUUCUUCCUGAUCGCCAAAGCAAGCGCGCCAAAGAACUGGAGAUAAAACGCGACUCUCGGGCCGAGAAGGAGCAGGUGUGGAUUCCUCUGACCUGGCGACGAAGCAACAUGGUGUUUUCAUCCUACUCUGUGGGUUUGUUCGGACUCUUCAUCUUGGAGUUCUCCCUGUGGAAUAACUUCGGCAACUACAUUUGGUACGUAUCCAUCGGUUUCACCAUUCUGGACAUGGUCAUCGGUGAUAUCAUCAGCUACCAACUUAAAGAGGUCCUCUUGGAAGCCCCGGUAGGGACUGGCCUUGGUAUUGUGAUGGGCAUCACGGGGAUGGGGGCCAACGACUUCAUGGACUUCCUGCUAUCGUAUUUUGUGGACCUGGGACUAAUCAUGCUCUUCCGAGUCAACAUCGACCCCGCGCUGGGUGACAUCCUUGAAGCGAUUGGAGAAAUGUACCAGUCGGCUAAAGACUCUAUCAGAAACCGGAUGCCUAUCUGGCUGGCGGCGCGCUUGGCAGUAAAGCAAGACACCAACGACACGACGGCCAGCUAUUCAAAGAAGCGCGAACUGGAAGGCCUCAUAGGAGAGGGAGCGGAAACUGUGGAGCCCAUACUUGAUGCUUUUGGUGGCUAUUCCACUGACAACCUCAGCAACUUCUACUACCCCUACAUCAUUGUGCUACUUAUGAUUUUCCGUGACGAAGUGGGGCUUCCAUCCCUCUAUGACAUUCAAGUGCAGGAUAUGGAGUACUACCUAUCGUUUGCUCUCGUCAUCAUUUUUUUCCAGCUUUGCGUCGACGUUUUCAUUCAUGGCGUGCUGGAGCUCUUUCACGGCUGGAAGAUCUAUGACUACCUGGUGUACACUCGAUAUAGAUUUCUGCAACGGGAGACUCGAUGGAAAGGACUCGAAGACAGCUUGGACGAGUGCAUAGAUGAGAGUAUGCGCACCCUGGAUCAGAUGUGCUUCUCGUCUCAGUACUACAUGAUGAUGACCGUGCACGUCAAUGGUAUUGUUUACUUCGUGCUGGGUGUGCAGAUGAUGAUACGAAAGAGAUACAACUUGUGGGGCGAUCCGCUGCUUGUGAUCAUGAUUCCCUUCGUGGUAGCAAUUGCCUACCUGACCGGGUGGCUGCUUCUCUGGAUAGCUCUGAAGGUGAACAUGUGGAAGAUCAAACACGAGAAUACCGCUUGGCACUCGAACGUGGAUGAUGACGACGACUUCGACAUUCCAGACAUGGAUGACCUCAAGGGUGCCAGCCACGAUGCGUACUUGAUGAACCAGCGAAUUACAAGUGAAACAUUUCGCUACAAGUUUCUCAACUACAACCGCUCCUGGCUGGUGAACCAGCUCCCGUCCAUGCUCACCCCUCGCACACUGAAGAGGAGCCGACCGUACCUCAUUAACCAAUUCUCAAGAAUUUUAAACCAGCUCAAUCGGGAUAUUUCAUCCGACAGUGAAGACGAUUCCCCAGAUUUUGGACCUGUCGCCCUCACGGCUACAUCACGCAAGAUUAUACGAUGGUGGCUGGCCAAAGCUAGAAAACAGGUAAAGCUUCGCGAAACAGUCCAACCACUGAUCAACAAGGCACGGGGGACACAUUGCGAGCAGUGCCUUUCAAAAAAGCAGCUGCAGGCCAAACUCGUGUUUGAACUGGAGGACUUGGCUGCGCAAUUUGCAGCGGAACACACUGCGGACGAGUUCGACAAGGUGGCGUGGAAGCGCUUCUGGAUGCAGAAUCAACGGUACGAGACCAUUUGCUUACAGUGCAUAAGCAAGAAUAAGGAGAAGGCCAGGGAUAGCUACGUUCAUGGCGCCAUGGAAGAAAGUGAGGAUGACGGAGAUCAAGGCGCAUACCCCGACUGGGGACCAAUAUAUCUCAGUGCUGCCUCCAAGGCGAUCCUAAUGAAAUGGUACCGACGGGCACAAGAUAAUGUUUGGGGAAAAGCAGGACGAAAGAGGCCUCCGGUUCUAGUAGAUAUUUCCGACGACGAAGGCGAGGACAUGCCAGCAGAUUGGGCAGUUGCGGAGGUGGUACUGUCAGAUGCGAGUAAAGCACUAGCCAUCCGUUGGCUUCGCACAGCUCGGGCAAGGCUACAGCAACGAGGGGAAAAACGACGUACAAAUAAUUAAGUUCAGGGACUGUUGUUUUCUCGCGUAAAUGGUUGUUGCCUUCCUUUCUUCGAGCAGAAACUACAAGUCUAUCGUCGGCAGUGACGGACACGCAAUUUAUAGAAAAGGCGAGCGGUGGGGGGACUCGAUUUUCUAGAAGGUGCGAGUGGGUGUUAGUCUUGUCACUAAAUCCGCUUUUAUGCAUCCCGCAUAAUAGGAUUUUAAGUACGGGUUGUGAUCUGCCGAAGACUCUCUGCAGCGUAUGUAUCCGUCCGACCAGAUGUUAUUUUCAACGCUUACAAAAGUGGUAUUCUCAUGUGGGGGUGUUUUUUCAGACACAGCCGAUGCGUUUGAUUUUUGCUUGUCGAAGUAGGGCUGCCUGUUCCCGGCGACGGUCUACGGUAAUCUCUUUGUUGUGCUUCCCCGUCCCGUUCGUUGUAUCUUUUGUUACCACCUACGUGUACCAGUGUCGUAUACCGAUUUAUCUAUUCUUCGUCGUUCCAUUGGCCCCCAUUUGUUGCGUGCCUCACGUCCAUCGUUGUCUAGAAGUAAAACAAAAGGAAACUGUUGUGUGGCCUUAAAUAGGCAUGCA
This is a messenger RNA of Ectocarpus sp. CCAP 1310/34, 6232 nucleotides long. NCBI's taxonomy places the organism in Eukaryota, Phaeophyceae, Ectocarpales, Ectocarpaceae. The record is from the annotation of a GenBank genome assembly.